AUGGAGGGAGGGCCAAAUAUUCAAGAAACUGAAACUUCGACGACAGAUGAAUCGCCCCCAAAGGGGUGUUUGAAUUUUUUUAGUCACCCUAAGGGCAAUGGCCAUAGAUUUGUAGCUUUAAUUUUCAUGUGUUUCCUUAGCUUUGGUUCUUAUUUUUGUUAUGACAAUCCUGCUUCCUUGCAAGAUCACAUUAAGAGCGACUUGAAUCUCACAGAGACUCAGUAUACUCUUCUGUAUUCUUUAUAUUCCUGGCCAAAUGUGGUACUCAACUUCGUAGGUGGAUUUUUGAUUGACAGAGUAUUUGGCAUAAGACUGGGUUCCAACAUUUAUGUGGGGCUGACUCUGAUUGGACAGAUAGCUUUUGCUUCAGGGGCCCUCUUCAAUCAAUACUGGUUGAUGCUUGUAGGUCGAUUCAUAUUUGGAAUUGGUGGAGAAUCUUUGACAGUAGCUCAAAACAAUUAUGCGGUACUCUGGUUCAAAGGCAAAGAGCUCAACAUGGUUUUUGGACUUCAACUCAGCUUCGCAAGGGUUGGUAGCACUGUCAAUUUUUUGGUCAUGGAACAACUAUAUAACUAUGUCAAUGACCAAAAUUCCAAUGUGAAACAAGUUCUCGGAAUCGUUCUAUUCUUAGCUGGUACCACUUGUUUAUUCUCCUUGAUUUGUUCCCUGGUGAUGGGUGGAUUGGACAAAAGAGCCGAAAGAAUACUCAGGAGGAAUGAGAACGCCACUGGCGAAGUAGUCAAACUGACAGAUGUGAAGGAUUUCAAACCGACAUUUUGGUUAGUCUGUGUCAUUUGCGUCCUAUACUACUGUGCAAUAUUUCCUUUCAUAACGAUAGCCAAAGGUUUCUUCCAUGAAAGAUUCCAUAAAUCCAACGAGGACGCAAACACUAUCAGUAGCAUCGUCUAUAUAAUUUCUGGCGUAUCGUCGCCUAUACUGGGUUUGAUAAUAGACAAAACCGGAAUGAAUAUAUUUUGGAUAUGUUUCGGAGUGUGUGCCACUAUUGGAUCGCAUAUUCUGCUUGGGUUCACAAUGCUCAACCCGUACGUCGGAAUUGUGUUGAUGGGAAUUUCAUAUUCGUGCCUAGCUAGUAGCCUAUGGCCGUUGGUCUCGCUCAUUAUUCCAGACUAUCAAUUGGGUACUGCUUAUGGAUUCGCUGGUGCCAUUCAAAAUUUGGGACUAGCCAUUAUUUCCAUAAUAACUGGGGUUAUUGUUGAUAACUAUGGUUAUCAAGCUAUUGAAUUGUUUUUCAUCGGCAGUUUGGCAUGUGCUUUGGCAGCAACGAUAGUUUUGUUCGUUAUCGACAAAUCGCGAAAUGGAACAUUGAAUAUGACGCCAGGGAAUCGAUUACAGCACGAACAGAGCACCCUUGCUGCAGCAGUACUGGAAAGAGAAAGGUUACUAGCGUCGGAGUCUUCAAAUAACAUUGCUGGUUCAAAUUCAGACUGGCAUAUACGAAAUAGG
Phaedon cochleariae (mustard beetle) is the source of this 1464-nucleotide messenger RNA. The record is from the annotation of a GenBank genome assembly. NCBI's taxonomy places the organism in Eukaryota, Metazoa, Arthropoda, Insecta, Coleoptera, Chrysomelidae.